UCAUUCACCAUCAACCCCUACCACUCUCGUUCUCUCUCUCUCUCUCUCUCCAAACCCAAAAAAAUCUGCUUCUCCUUCGCAAUGAGUUCGAGAUCGGAACCCUAACCCUAACCCUAGAGCCCCAAUUCGAAACUAUGUCUCUUCGGAAAGCCUUUCUCUCCCGGAAAUUCUCCAAAUCGUUCAGGGAAUUGUUCCGCGACGAGGAUCAGGCGCGUGGGGGGGACGGCCGAGUCUCCCGAGACUCGGCCGAGUUGGACCGCGUUGCGGACUGUCCCGACUCGUCGUCGUCUUCGUGGUCGGCUAUGCUCCCGGAGCUCCUUGGCGAGAUCAUACGGAGAGUGGAGUCUAGCGAGGACAAAUGGCCUCACCGCCAAAACGUGGUCGCUUGUGCCUGUGUCUGCAAGCGGUGGAGGGAUAUCACCAAGGAGAUCGCGCGGUCGCCGUCGUACAGUGGAAAAAUCACCUUCCCUUCGUGCCUUAAACAGCCAGGGCCACGCGAUUUUACCCACCAAUGUCUAAUAAAACGAAACAAGAAGACCUCAACGUUUUACCUUUAUCUAGCACUUACCCAAUCAUUCACCGAUAAGGGAAAGUUUCUUUUAGCUGCACGGAGAUAUAGGCAUGGCUCACACAACGAGUAUAUAAUAUCACUUGAUGCUGAUGACAUAUCCCAAGGAAGCAAUGCUUAUGUGGGCAAAUUAAGCUCGGAUUUUCUGGGCACCAAUUUUACAAUCUAUGAUAGCCAGCCACCGCAUAGUGGUGCAAAGCCUGCAAGCAGUAGGUCUACCCGUCGUUUUGCAAGCAAGCAAAUAAGCCCCCAAGUUCCGGCAGGCAACUUUGAAGUUGGGCAGGUCUCUUACAAAUUCAACCUUCUAAAAUCAAGAGGUCCAAGAAGGAUGAUUUGCCCUCUUAAUUGCCCACCAUCAGAUGAAACUGCCAUUGAAAAACCCAUGGACAAAUGUAAGUUGAAGAAAACAGCUUCUACCAGUUAUGGCUACACCGUCUUGAGGAACAAAGCUCCAAGAUGGCAUGAUCAGUUGCAGUGCUGGUGUUUGAAUUUCCAUGGUCGGGUCACAGUGGCAUCAGUAAAGAACUUUCAACUCGUGGCAACUGGGGACCCAAGCCAGCCAGGAGGGAAAGGAGACGAAGAAACGGUUCUUCAGUUCGGGAAAGUGGGUGAUGAUACAUUUACCAUGGAUUAUAGGCAGCCCUUGUCAGCCUUCCAGGCAUUUGCUAUUUGCCUUACCAGCUUUGGCACCAAACUGGCUUGUGAGUAAAGGUUAUUUCUUUUGUAUUGAUUUUUUCUCUCUUAAUGUUAUAUUUAAAGAGCUGGUGCCGGUGCCGGUGGAGAUUUCCUUAUGUUCUCCACUCUACAUAAGAAAUUUCAACGGUUCAGUUUCGGUUGGACGAUGCUUAUUAUGUAAAUAUUGCUUUUGUAUGAUUUUGUCAUGGGCUGCUGUUGAAAUCA
This is a messenger RNA of Malus domestica (apple), 1468 nucleotides long. Its product is annotated as tubby-like F-box protein 7. Lineage: Eukaryota; Viridiplantae; Streptophyta; Magnoliopsida; Rosales; Rosaceae. The record is from RefSeq and is a predicted model, not a curated record. Gene Ontology annotation, molecular function: protein binding.